GUCUGCAGAGAAAGAUGAUUAUCUUGCGAUAUCUGAUGGUUGUGCUCUCUAGCUGGCCCCUGGGAGAAACUUUUAUUCUGAAAUCCUCAGGGCAGAAACCCAAAGCAACGCCAACAGACUUUGCUCCAGUCAUCACUCUGAACAGUUGCCAAGGGGAACCCCUGUCUGACAUCAAACAGUUCCUUCUGAGGGGUCUGAACCUGCAGAGAGAGCCUCAGACGGAGGGGACUGGACUGGCCCUACUCAGGGAGCAGUGGAUGGCUGUGUUCACAACCCAACGCAGUGACUCUCAGACAGCACUGGACAGCAAUGCAUGGAACUCCCAGCAAGAGUUCUCUGGAAAUACAACAGGGUCACACUGCUGUCAACUGGUCUCUAAGAUCUACAUACAAGACCUGGGCUGGCAGAACUGGAUCAUCUACCCAGAGAGGUUUACCUUCACCCAGUGUGCAGCCUGCACCACACAGCUGAACCCUGCAGGCCAACAGUGUGGAGCGCACCUUCCCUCACAGGACUCCUCUCCAGAGCUUUCUUGCUGCAAACCUGCAUCCCAACACCUGGUGCCAGUGCUCUACCUAGAUGAAUUCAACACACUGAUCAUCUCCUCUGUGUAUCUGACCCGGGACUGCAGCUGCACACCAGCCAUCAACCCCAAUCGCCGUACUUAAUAGACCUGUCCAUUCUCCAACUGUUUUAUACUAUAGUAUAGAGCUCUCUAAAUAAGAUCCAUACUCUACAUUUUAUAUAAUGUACAUGGUCAUGUUCCCAUACUCACAUGAACCCCAUCGCCUUACUAACUAAACAUACAGUUGAAGUCGGAAGUUUACAUACACUUAGGUUGGAGUCAUUAAAACUAAUUUUUCAACCACUCCACAAAUUUCUUGUUAAUAAUCUAUAGUUUUGGUAAGUCGGUUAGGACAUCUACUUUGUGCAUGACACAAGUAAUUUUUCCAACAAUUGUUUACAGAUUAUUUCACUUAUAAUUCACUGUAUCACAAUUCCAAUGGGUCAGAAGUUUACAUACACUAAGUUGACAGUGCCUUUAAACAGCUUGGCAAAUUCCAGAAAAUGAUGUCAUGGCUUUAGAAGAUUCUGAUAGGCUAAUGUUCAUCAUUUGAGUCAAUUGGAGGUGUACCUGUGGAUGUAUUUCAAGGCCUCCCUUCAAACUCAGUGCCUCUUUGCUUGAUAUCAUGGGAAAAUCAAAAUGAAACAGCCAAGACCUCAGAAAAAUUAUUGUAGAUCUCCGCAAGUCUGGAUCAUCCUUGGGAAAAAUUUCCAAACGCCUAAAGGUUUUUAUUUUUUAAAUAAUUUUUUAUUUCACCUUUAUUUAACCAGGUAGGCCAGUUGAGAACAAGUUCUCAUUUACAACUGCGACCUGGCCAAGAUAAAGCAAAGCAGUGUGACGCAAACAAACGUACAGUCAAUAACACAAAAGAGAAAUAUAUAUACAGUGUGUGCAAAUGAGGUAAGAUUAGGGAGGUAAGGCAAUAAAUAGGCUGUAGUGGCGAAGUAAUUACAAUUUAGCAAUAAACACUGGAGAGAUAGAUGUGCAGAAGAUGAAUGUGCAAGUAGAGAUACUGAGGUGCAAAGGAGCAACACAAAAAAAACAA
This is a messenger RNA of Salvelinus fontinalis (brook trout), 1610 nucleotides long. Its product is annotated as bone morphogenetic protein 5-like. Gene Ontology annotation, cellular component: extracellular region. Gene Ontology annotation, molecular function: growth factor activity; cytokine activity. The record is from RefSeq and is a predicted model, not a curated record. The transcript has 5 exons. Gene Ontology annotation, biological process: BMP signaling pathway; SMAD protein signal transduction. NCBI's taxonomy places the organism in Eukaryota, Metazoa, Chordata, Actinopteri, Salmoniformes, Salmonidae. Bases 15 to 668 code for a protein of 217 amino acids.